Molecule: messenger RNA, 834 nt
Organism: Mucor velutinosus
Lineage: Eukaryota; Fungi; Mucoromycota; Mucoromycetes; Mucorales; Mucoraceae
Exons: 3
Coding region: 1-834 (277 amino acids)
Source: RefSeq, a predicted model, not a curated record
AUGUCACCAAAGAAAUUCAAUCACAAGGCCGUCAAUCAAAAAGCUCCUGAUGAAACUAAUACUGUUUCUGCUGCUCCUGUCGGUACUGAUGCUCAAGGCUCAAUUGCUGCCACUCUAAUGGAGAUUGGUUAUCCUAUCAUCACUGCUAGUCAAGAUGUAAUCAAUGGUGGUUCAUCUGCUAGUUCUUCCAGCGUUGGUAUUAUCCAUAGGGAUUUACCUAGAACGUCUGUUUCAACCGAUGGUAUCAAUGGUGAUGCAUCUGGUAAUUUUUCUGUGCCUGCUGAGAUUCAUGGGAGUCAAACAGGCAGUGUCAGUGCUAGUAGUAAUAUUUACGGGAAUACUGCUGCUUCUGUAGGUGAUGCGAACGUUGACAAUGCAUCUACCACCUUUUAUCAUAUUCCAGUACCUCAAGAAUUUGCCACCCCAAUCUCAAGUGAUGAAAGAUUGACCUUGAUGAACGAAAUUGAACGGCUGAGGCUAAUGGUUUUCAAAACUAUUAUUCAAAGCAUUGGAUGUCCACAAGGAUCAAUCAUACCUUCAAAUCUUGGUGUCUUGCGUAAUCAACUUGAGAUGGCUGAACGCACCUAUGAAUUGGUAUUUGGAAAGACAGGGAGUACCUUGGUACCAAAUGAAACACCCUAUUUUCAAUGGCGUGGACACUUCUUCAAGAAGCGUAGAGCUGUAUUCGCAACACCAAACGAUUGUCUCGAUCAUUUUGAACUGGUUUUGCAAGCUCAUCGUCUAUCAAUCCAUGACAACUGGGAAAGAAUUGUACCUGUGGAAUACAUCCACUAUGAUCUGCAUUCCGACAGUUCGUCCAGUUACCAGAUUUAG